This is a messenger RNA of Acanthosepion pharaonis, 693 nucleotides long. NCBI's taxonomy places the organism in Eukaryota, Metazoa, Mollusca, Cephalopoda, Sepiida, Sepiidae. The record is from the annotation of a GenBank genome assembly.
AUGUGUUCUUUCACGCUAUUUCUUUCUUAUUUGGUACAACGUAUUUCUCUUCUUUCUUUUUUUCUUCGUUUCCGCUGUUGGUUGUUUUUUGUUUUUUCUUAUUUGAAUCUCUAUCCCAUCACAUUCUUUCUUUCCUUCCUUCUCUCUUUUGCCAUUUUUUUCUUUUUUGGAUCUCUACCCCAUCACAUUCUUUCUUUCCUUCUUUCUCUCUUUGUGCCCUUUUUUUUCUUAUUUGAAUCUCUAUCCCAUCACAUUCUUUCUUUCCUUCUUUCUCUCUUUGUGCUCUUUUUUUCUUAUUUGAAUCUCUAUCCCAUCACAUUCUUUCUUUCCUUCCUUCUCUCUUUUGCCAUUUUUUUCUUUUUUGGAUCUCUACCCCGUCACAUUCUUUCUUUCCUUCUUUCUCUCUUUGUGCCCUUUUUUUUCUUAUUUGAAUCUCUAUCCCAUCACAUUCUUUCUUUUCUUCUUUCUCUCUUUGUGCUCUUUUUUUCUUAUUUGAAUCUCUAUCCCAUCACAUUCUAUCUUUUCUUCUUUCUCCCUUUGCGCUCUUUUUUUUCUUAUUUGAAUUUAUAUCCCAUCACAUUAUUUCUUUCUUUCCUUCCUUCUUUCUUUGUGCUCAUUUUUUUCUUAUCUGAAUCUAUAUCCCAUCACAUUCUUUCUUUCCUUCCUUCUCCCUUUGUGCUCUUUUUUUCUUAA